AUGGCCGCCGCCGCGGACGCCAAGGCGGCGCAGAUGCCGUUUAUCAAGAACCUCGCCUCGAGCGACCGCAAGCUCCGCACGCAGUCCCUCUCCGCGCUGCAGUCCUUCCUCUCCGCGUGCCCGCCGCUCGCCGGCGCCGAGGCCGCCAAGCUCUGGACGGGCCUCUACUACGCCCUCUGGAUGACGGACCGCCCGCGCCCGCAGCAGGCCCUCGCCGCGGACCUCGCCGCCCUGCUGCUCACCUCGCUGCGCGACCCCCGCUGCGCCGCCCCCUGGCUGCGCGGCUUCUGGGCCGUCCUCUCCGCCCAGUGGCCCCGCGUCGACGCCCUCCGCAUGGACAAGUUCCUGCUGCUCGUGCGCCGCGUCUUUGCCGCGCAGCUGCGCUGGGUGAGGGAGCGGGGGUACUGCGAUCCUGCUACCCCUGCCGAUGCGAAGCACGAGGGAAAGGAGGAGGAGGAGGAGGAGGAGCGGGAGUACAAGGAGGGCAGGGACCCCGUCGAGGAUGUCAUGCGCGUGCUGGAGCAGUGCACCUUUGACGUCGACGAGGAGUUCCGCACCGCGCUGGGCCUGCGCCUGCACGUGCUGGACCUCUGGGUCGACGAGCUGGAGCGCGAGGGCUGCCUCACCCCGCUGACGUCCGCCGCCGACGCCGACAAGGAGGCCCGCCGCGCGGCGUUUGUCGCCCGCGUCGGGGACAUGGUGGAGCGCCUGCGCCGCAGUCCCGUCAAGAGCGUGCGUGCGCGCGCGCAGGAGAGUUACGACGAUGAGCGCCUACCAUGGGGUACGCCUGCCGAUGCUGAGGACGAUGAGGAUGAGGAUAUGGGUGAUGCUGGAGACGAUGAUGAUGAUGAUUCGGAGGAUGGCUGGGGCGGCAUCAAGGACUGA
Purpureocillium lilacinum is the source of this 885-nucleotide messenger RNA. RefSeq lists its product as uncharacterized. Lineage: Eukaryota; Fungi; Ascomycota; Sordariomycetes; Hypocreales; Ophiocordycipitaceae. The record is from RefSeq and is a predicted model, not a curated record. Gene Ontology annotation, cellular component: preribosome, small subunit precursor; nucleus. Gene Ontology annotation, biological process: rRNA processing.